This is a messenger RNA of Salvia miltiorrhiza (redroot sage), 6153 nucleotides long. RefSeq names its product anaphase-promoting complex subunit 1. The record is from RefSeq and is a predicted model, not a curated record. Gene Ontology annotation, cellular component: anaphase-promoting complex. Gene Ontology annotation, biological process: protein K11-linked ubiquitination; metaphase/anaphase transition of mitotic cell cycle; anaphase-promoting complex-dependent catabolic process. The transcript is spliced from 39 exons. Gene Ontology annotation, molecular function: molecular adaptor activity. NCBI's taxonomy places the organism in Eukaryota, Viridiplantae, Streptophyta, Magnoliopsida, Lamiales, Lamiaceae. The coding region runs from base 320 to 5776 and encodes 1818 amino acids.
UAAAUCUUGCGCCGCUUCUUUCUUCUCUCUCUUCUCACUCUCGUCUCCUCUCUCUCGCAUUCUUGGCAGCGCCGCUUUCUAUCUCUCUCACUCACUCUCUCUCUCUCUCUCGUCUCCGGCCUCUCCGUGCCGCCGCCCUCGUCGGCUUGCUCAACCCUCUCGUCUUCCAGUUUCUCUCAUUUCCUCUUUCAGUGCGCCGCUGCCCUCCCAGACUCGCCCAGUCUUCCCCGUCGCCCCGCCUCCUCCGUCCUUGACGCCUGCGUUCGCAGCAGCAGCAGCAGCAGUGGCUUCUGUCCAACAGAUAGAUUCGGUUGCCAGGAUGCCUCACUGCAGCGUUCGGGAACUCACCGUACUUACGGAGUUCAGGCCGUUUGGAUUGACCGCCGAGGCAUUGGAUGGCGGUAGUCCUUCCGGAGAUGAUGACAACGAUUACCAUUACUUCCUCUUCGGCCCGCAGGUUGCCAAACAGCGAGAUGAGACCGCCGAGGUUGAAGAUGCUUCGAGCAGCGAUCACGAACUAUUCGUCAGGGGAAAUAGAAUCAUAUGGAGUGCUGGCUCUAAAGUUUAUAAGAGGUUUACUUUGCCCUCCAAAGUCAUCAAGGUUUGCUGGACCCGGAUGAGUGAUAUCUCUGAGGCCUUGCUUUGUGUUCUUCAAGUUGAUAGAUUAACUAUCUAUGGUAUAGCAGGUGAAGUGGUUUCUGUCCCACUUCCUUAUGCCGUCACAUCAAUAUGGUCUCUUCCCUUUGGUUUACUUCUCCAGCGGGCAUCUGAAGGGAGCUUGCUGACAAACAUUACAUUAUCAUCUUCCAACCCUUUCUUAAAUGCACGUGAUGUCUUCCGCCAAAAAAGGGAUAGUUAUACUCCAACACAUAUGUUUGAUUAUUGUACAAGAAGUGAUGGGACAUCAAUGUCCUCCCAUAUGAUAUUGAAGGAUCCCUUAGAGGAUCCUCAGAUAACUUAUAUUGAGGAAAGAGGCAAGUUGAAUUUGAUGUGGGAAUUUGAUGAAAGAACAAUUUGGACAAGUGACUGUGUGCCUUUAAUGGCGUCAUAUAACAAAGGAAAGAUGCAACACUCCCUCUGGGUAGUAGAGGUCAAUGGCUCCAAUCUUCAAGUGGUGAAUCCUAAAUCAUGUGAUUUAAUUUCUCCUCCUCUGAUGUCAGCAAAACAUUUCUUCAGAAGGAUAUGGCAGGGGAAGGGUUCACAUACUCCUGCCAGUAAGGUAUUCCUGGCAAUGGAUGAUGAUGUUACACCUAUUAUAUGUUUUCUUCUUCUAGAACAGAAGAAGUUGUUGUCUUUACGACUUCAGAGUCUGGAAGUAAAUAACGAGACAAUCUAUGACAUUAAGCCUGAUAUGAGCUGGUGCAUAUCAGCAAUCGCUGCUGCUGCUGUUGCCGUCACUCGACCCAAAGUAAAAGUCGGACAACUUCCACACAGGGAUGUAAUUGCUUUAACCCCUGCAAACACACUACUUCUCUAUUGUGGGAAGCAGUGCUUGUGCAAGUAUGUUAUGCCUUCUCCUUUUGACAAUGCACAACUUUCGGGCAGAGCGGACCUUUCAGGAGUCAACAACACUAUAUGUGAUCUGAAAAUUGUAGAAUUAUCUGAUGCUGUGGAAGGGCGUAUCAGCCUAGUUCUCAACAAUGGUCAGAAUUACAGAUGUACAUUGCGGCGCAGUCCUUCAUCAUCGUUAACUGAUGAGUGUAUUACGGCAAUGUCAGAAGGGCUUAAUCCUAAUUUGUAUAAACACUUCCUUGGCCUUCUGUGGGGUGGUGAUGAUUCAACUUAUUUAGCUAAGGCGAAUUUGUGUGCUGAUUCAGAAUGGGAGUCCUUCUGUAAUGUGAUAACAAAAUUAUGUCAAAAGCCCAAUAAGACCUCUCAGUUAUCAGAUUCAGUUUCACAUUCAUCUUGGGAGUUCUUAGUUAAGAGCAAAUAUAAUCAACAAUAUUUAAGAAGUAAUUAUGUUACUGGUGCUUUCCCUGGACUAAUAUCUAACUUGAAGGAAUCUGAUUCCAUUGCAAGUCACACUCAGAAUACAGAGGAAGCCUUCCACAUGAAAUUGCUGACAGAAACACUGGAUUCAUUGCAUGCAGUAUAUGAAACACUUAAACUUGACAAUCUCCGUAAAAGGGACUUGGGUCUCUUGGUUGUUAUUUUAUAUGACAUUGCUGACUUUUUGCAUGAACCGAGCUACUUGGAUCACUAUAAACGUGAUUUUCCUGGGCUUCUGAAAGACUUUGGGAUGUCACAGUUCUUGUUUACCUCCAAAACUCCUCCAAGUUUGUUCAGAUGGCUUGAAAACUGCUUGCAGCAUGGAUGUGGUUCUGCCAGUAUUUGUGAUCUUCCACUUCUGGUAUGUAGAAAUGGAACUUCUAUAGUGAACUGGGCUAGGAAGAUAAUUUCAUUUUAUAGUCUGUUGUGCGGAGCAGAGCAAUCUGGAAAGAGUCUUUCAACUGGUGUUACCUGUAAUAUUGUGCCUGGAUUAUAUCAUACUCGAGAAGAGCUAACAGUUUUGGGAAUGGUUGGUGAAAGAUUUGGAUUGCAUCAUCUAGACUUGCUGCCAGCUGGUGUGUCUCUUCCUCUUAGGCAUGCAAUAGAUAAGUGCCGCGAGUCUCCUCCUACAAAUUGGCCAGCUGCUGCAUAUGUGCUACUUGGUCGUGAAGAUUUAGCAUUGCUCCAUUUGAGAGAUACCACAAAGUAUCCUGAACUUGAUUGUACAAGAUCAAAUUUAAUCUUGGGGUCUACACCUUACAUGUUACCACUACAUCCAGUGACUAUACCUUCCUCAGUUUCUGAUACACUUGAAAUGGAUAAUUCGAAGCUAGAGGACAUAGACAAUUUUGAGGGACCGGUGAUUGAUGGAAUGGAGCAUAUUUUCAAUUCUAGCACACAGUUACGCUAUGGUCGUGAUCUCCGGCUUAAUGAGGUUAGACGCCUUUUAUGCUCCGCUAGACCAGUAGUUAUUCAAACACCUGUUAACCCUACAGCUUCUGAUCAGGACUUCCAACAGACUCAGCUCUGGCAUCUUGCCCAAAGAACUACAGCUGUUCCAUUUGGCCGUGGGGCAUUUACGCUGGGUACUAUAUGUACUCUUUUGACAGAGGCACUUGCUGUCCCAAAGCUUGUCUUGGCCGGUCGGUUACCUGCACAACAAAAUGCGACAGUUAACUUAGAUCCCAAUGUUAGAAAUAUUCAAGAAUUGAAGUCUUGGCCAGAGUUUCACAAUGCUGUUGCUGCUGGCUUGAGACUGUCUCCACUUCAGGGGAAAAUGUCUAGAACAUGGAUACUUUACAACAAGCCAGACGAGCCCAAUGUUACGCAUGCAGGACUCCUCCUUGCUUUGGGUUUACACGGACAUCUUCGUGUCCUGACUAUUACCGAUAUUUUCCAGUAUUAUUCACAGGAACAUGAAAGUACUACAGUAGGAUUGAUGAUUGGCCUCGCGGCUUCAUAUAGAGGAACCAUGCAACCAUCUAUUUCAAAGUCUCUGUACGUGCACUUACCUGCCCGCCAUCCAUCUUCCUUUCCAGAAUUAGAACUUCCAACCCUUAUACAGUCAGGAUGCUUUUAUUGUGGUCAGUCAUUUAUCACCAUCUGCGGCACUUAUUUCGGUUGGGCUUCUUUACGAGGGAUCAGCACAUCCGCAAACAAUGCAAAUUCUUCUGGUCGCAGAAGUGGAGGUGAUAAUGUGCAUGAAAGGGAGGGUUAUGCAGUUUCAGCUGGAUUUGCAUUAGGAUUGGUUGCUUUGGGUCGUGGUGAAGAUGCCGUUGGCUCCAUAGACACCUUGGUGGAUCGGUUAUUCCACUACAUUGGUGGCAAAGAACUUCAUAAUGAUGGCCUCUUCUCAUCAUCAGCUGAUGAGUUCACCCGAAGUGUGGGACAGAUUGUAGAUGGGAAUGUGGUCAAUAUUGAUGUUACUGCACCAGGGGCUAUAAUUGCUCUGGCUCUGAUGUUUUUGAAGACAGAGUCCGAGCUGAUUGUAUCUAGACUGUCAAUCCCCCAAACUAAGUUUGACUUGCAGUACAUAAGGCCUGAUUUCAUAUUGCUCCGUGUCAUUGCUCGAAAUUUGAUACUGUGGACCAGAAUUCAACCAUCAGAGAACUGGAUUCAGUCACAGAUUCCUGAAGUUGUCAAACAUGGGGUGUCAGGCCUUGGAAAUAAAAUGGAUGAUGUAUAUGAGAUGGACGCUGAGGCUUUUGUUCAGGCAUAUGUCAAUAUAAUUGUUGGAGCAUGUAUUUCUCUUGGGUUACGAUUUGCAGGUACAAGAGAUGGAAAUGCACAAGAGUUGCUUUACAAAUAUGCUGUCUAUUUCUUAAAUGAGAUAAAGCCUGUUUGUGCUUCCAAUGCAAAUGAUUUACCCAAGGGCCUAUCCGUUUAUGUUGAUCGUGGGACAUUGGAGACAUAUCUUCAUCUUAUUGUUCUUUCCCUAUGUGUGGUAAUGGCUGGAUCUGGUCAUCUACAAACCUUUAGAUUCUUGAAAUUUCUCCGCAUUCGCAACUCUGCUGAUGGACAUGCUGGUUUCGGUACUCAAAUGGCCGUAAGCUUAGCAAUAGGUUUCUUGUUCAUUGGAGGUGGAAUGUGGACCUUUUCAACAAGCAACUGUUCCAUCGCAGCUUUGCUGAUAACACUUUAUCCACGUUUGCCUACUGGACCAAAUGACAACAGAUGCCAUCUCCAGGCAUUCAGGCAUUUAUAUGUUCUUGCUACUGAAGCACGCUGGAUUCAAACAGUUGAUGUCGAUACUGGUUUACCUGUUUAUGUGCCUCUUGAAAUUACCAAUAAGGAAACUGAACUCUACGCUGAAACAAGUUUUUGUGAGGUCACUCCUUGCAGCCUCCCAGAACGUGCUAUUCUAAAGUCUGUCCGUGUCUGCGGUCCUCGAUACUGGCCUCAACUCAUUGAUCUUUCUCCUAAAGAAAAACCUUGGUGGAAUUCUGGAGAGAACCAUCACCCAUUUAACUCAGGUGUUCUGUACGUGAAGAGAAAGGUUGGAGCAUGUUCUUAUGUGGAUGAUCCCAUAGGAAGUCAAUCUUUGUUGUCACGAGCAAUGCACAAGAUGAGUGCUUUGAAUCAACCAAAAUCCUCUCUUCCAACCACAGAGUGCACUGAUGCAAUCCCAGUCGAUCAGUUGGUUAGCACUUUUUCAUCAGAUCCGAGCUUGAUUGCUUUCGCCCAAUUAUUUUGUGGCUCAUCUUGGAGUAGCAGAUUUGAGCUCGACUUCCAGGAAUUCUGUCAGCAAGUUUUGUUUGAGUGCGUCAGCAAGGACAGACCGGCAUUGUUGCAGGUUUAUCUGUCCUUGUACGCCACAAUGGCAUACAUUGUGGAUUCGGUUGUCGGUGGAACAUGCAUAAUAGGGGACUCGCUCUCUCUUUCAAGUUUGAAGAUUGCUCUAGCCUAUUAUGAAGCUCUCUCGAACGGAAGAUUAACUACUUCGAGAGGAGAAAUUAUGCAAUCAACUUUUCUGGGUUCACUCAAGAAGCGAGUUGAAGAUAUCCUAAAUUGUUCCACAGACCUGAAUGCACAUAUCCGUGACUAUGCUCUCUCUGGUAAAUGGCCAACGGAUCAUUCUCGUGUAAUGAAGUCUAGUAUGGCUCUAUCAUGGUACCUCCAAUGGUACAACGUGCCUUCACCACUAGAUAUUAAAAGAGCUGCGGAGAAGAUUAAAUGCGCUAAGGCAAGCCCAUCUGUCCCCUUGUUGCGGGUGGUGUUCCCUACAACUCAUGUUGCUGCAAUAGAUGCUAUCAAUGAAUUCUUGUCAUCAUCACAAGUUGAAGGUUGAAGCCAACCAUCGUCGUCAUUGUAUCUUGCGAGUAGCAAAACCAGGCUCUACGAUGUUUCACAGGUGAAACUCACUUGGUUGCAGGGAAUGAAUGCUACCGGAGUUUCUCAAAACAUCAUUAUGAUGGAGAAAAUGGUUUAGUUGUGAUAAUAGUUCUGUUAUGUAAACACACCAUAACUUCACUUCAUUCAAAGUGGAAUUUUGCAGCUGAAAGACAAACAUGGAAAUAUGCUUUUUUUUUUUUUUCUUGAGAUUAAUAUAAAUAGGUCCUGUGUGUUCGAGUCCUUUGUCGCGUGGUCUUUAAAGUUCUUUAUUUACUUAUGUAAUUCAUUAAAAAAAAAAAAAACCUUUUAUAGUAGAUUGUAAGUUGUCACUUA